AUGUCUGGGUCUACAACAGCCUCGAUACGUAACAAGAAGCGUGUAGCUAUUGAGUAUGACAUUGAGAAGGCGAGGUCUGAGAAGGACUUCAACUCUCUCCUGUCACUGCUCAAGAAGUAUGCCAAGAUUACUUCAACACCAAAUGAUGUAUUAGAGUAUUUAGUUAAUGCAGAGAGAUAUAUUGCUGAUAAUAACUACUUGGAUGCACAGUUAAUGUUGGAUAAAGCACUCACUAUCAAACCAGAUGAUCAAGAGGUGAUUGCAUACUUGGGCGUGGUGGACUAUCAGAGAAAUGAUUAUAAGAAGGCGUUGGAGGACAUGGCUCGUCUGGCCAACCCCUACAACAACCCAAACAACGACAUGAUACUCAACUUUAGAAAGGUGAGCAUCAUCGUCCAGGCAUUCAGCAUCAAGGGCAAGUGUCAAGAGUCGCUCGGCAAGAGCAACAUGGCCUUGGCCUCCUACCAAGGUGUGAUCGAUGUGGCCCUACGUUACUUCAAGUCAUUCCGUGCCAUCGAUGUCGUUACCAGGCCACUUGUAGUCGAGGCCUUUAUCCGAAUGGCCAACAUCAAUCGUUACUAUGGCAACACUACAGAGAGCGUAAAGACAUUGAGGAACUGCCUGUCGUCUCAGGUCAUCUUGCCAGCGACACAGUAUAAGAGUGCACUGACACAGUUGGCCCACGCACUGUUGCGAAACACUUGCAAUCAGUCUUAUGUUCCACUGCUCGACAACACUGAACAGCAACAACAGUCUCGUGUUGUGCCUGGACAUCUCUAUCAUCCAGGUGAUCAGGUUGAAGAGGCCUUGCUCUGUCUCCAUAACGUCGAGCAUGUCCAAUUCACUCAGCUACAGCAGAACCCCGCGACGCCCAUCACCGAGCAUGACAUGGAGAUAUACGACGACCUGUGUCAAGGAUACUGUCGCAAGGGACAGUACUAUCAGAUUGUUGAGAACUAUGAACGAUCACUAUCAACAAAGUUUGGAGAGGUACAUAGAUGGUCGCAGUUGGCACUGUCAUUGUAUUGUGCUGGCAAGUACAAGAGAUCAUUGUUCAUCAUUGAGGAGUGCUUGGCCUUGGUUCCAAACAAGAUUGAGUUGAACCUCUUGGGCGCCAAGAUAUGCAUCAACCAAUUGAACCAGUUCUCCAAAGGUUUAUCAUUGGCUCAACAAGUGACAAAGAUGGACAUGGACUCAAUCAAUCCAACUCAAUUGGCAACUGCCUACUUGUUGAUUGGUGUGGCCUAUGAGAAGAAGGCAUUGGAGUGCAAGUCAUCGCAUGAGAAGCAGGCCAAUCAGGACUUGGCCAGAGAGAACUUGAAGCGUGCACAUCAAUUGGAUCCAUCAGAUUACCGCAUCUCUUAUCAUCUGGCACUGAUAUAUGCAUACAUUCGUGAGGUCAAACUCGGCCUAAAGUACAUUCAGGAGUCUCUGUCGAUCAACCCGGACGAGCCUGCCAGCUGGAACCUUUUGGCACUGCUUCUGUCCUCCAAUAAGGCCUACGAGCUGGCGUACAGAGCGUGCAAGCACGCACUGACACUGUCGCCCACCAACGUAGAGCUGCUGCUGACCAAGGCAAAGCUGGAGAUCGCACUGGACGAUGGCGCACAAGCCCUCAUCACUUACAAGUCGGCCAUGUCACAUCUGUCCAAUCACACACUGACAUCGGUGGAGGACUGGGACGAGACCGACUCGGUGCCCAGGAACAGAACAUCGGGCGGCCCAUCAUCAAUCGUCUCGUUUGACAUCCGCUCGGGUGCCACCGACCAGAAGUCCCACCGUGGCAGCGAGGUACUCUCGUCCGAGGGCCAGGAUGAUGCCACAUCACCGGGCGCCAAGGAGAUGCUACGCGUGCGCGCCACCUCUCACACCACGGCCGAUCGCGAGACUAGCCGUCGCGUCCAGCUGUGGCUGGCCAUUGGUGAGGCAUUCACACAACAGAGAAUGUUUGAGGAUGCCGCCGCCUGUCUGAGCCAGGCCGACUCAAUCUGUCGCGACAACCCCGACGUGUACUACCAACAGGGCUUCAUGCUGGAGAUCCAGGAUCUCCGCCAGGACGCUCUGGCCAACUAUCAGAAGGCCCUGACCAUCGAUCCAUCACACACCAACAGUGCCAUCAGGACUGCCGUCAACCACUUUGUCGCAGGUGGCGACCUGCUCCUCGCCGAGAACAACCUGACGACUAUCCUACGCUCGUACGAUCCAACGUCGCACUAUGCCUGGUUCCAACUUGGCAUCGUGCUGAAGGCCAAAGGUGACAUUGAGCGUGCAUCCGAAUGUUUCAAGCUUGCCAUCGAGCUUGACAAGACAUCGCCAUUGAUUCCAUACGAGACCAUUUCGAGGCAUAUCUAA
This is a messenger RNA of Acytostelium subglobosum LB1, 2352 nucleotides long. RefSeq lists its product as hypothetical. The record is from RefSeq and is a predicted model, not a curated record. Lineage: Eukaryota; Evosea; Eumycetozoa; Acytosteliales; Acytosteliaceae. The transcript is spliced from 5 exons. Gene Ontology annotation, molecular function: protein binding. Bases 1 to 2352 code for a protein of 783 amino acids.